AUGCAGGAGUCCCAAGGUAUGCAACUUUUUCUCACUCCUCCGCUUGAAGAGCUUGAUCUGGAGCAUAAGGGUUUAAUCGCCGCAUUAUCACUUUUUCUCUGGAAAGAAUAUGUUUUUACGGGCAUUAAACUCACCGAGUGCGAGGGUAAGAGCAGCAUUUCUUGA
This is a messenger RNA of Plasmopara halstedii, 165 nucleotides long. RefSeq lists its product as uncharacterized. The coding region runs from base 1 to 165 and encodes 54 amino acids. The record is from RefSeq and is a predicted model, not a curated record. NCBI's taxonomy places the organism in Eukaryota, Oomycota, Peronosporomycetes, Peronosporales, Peronosporaceae. The transcript has 2 exons.